Messenger RNA from Striga hermonthica, 174 nucleotides. NCBI's taxonomy places the organism in Eukaryota, Viridiplantae, Streptophyta, Magnoliopsida, Lamiales, Orobanchaceae. The record is from the annotation of a GenBank genome assembly.
UUUUAACAUAUGCUUGCCAAUCGUUUAAAUUACUCGAAGACAAUCAAAGCUCAAAAUAUGCGAAUCAAGAGGACUUCACGGGUUGUAAUGUGUGUUUAAGGAAAGAUAUAUAUAUAUAUACCAGAAAAGAAGCUCCAAUAAAUAACAAAAUUCUCGAGCAAAUAAAUUACCCGA